UCAAAGCGCCGCUGGGCUGCUGACGCGUUCAUAUGCAGUCGCUUAUGCUAUAGAGCAGGAUGUGUUGUUGAAGAGCGAGUUUCAGGCAUAGCUGCCGUGUCCCUCUUGUGUUCUUUUGGCGGAGAGAAUACGUGCUCUGUUUAUGAAGUGCAGAGGUGAAAAGAAUCGCGGCUUGUGUCACGUGAACAUUUCAGUGAGUCGACUCUUGUGUUGUGUAAGCACGUGCUGCAUGUGAGGAGGACAGUAGCGCGAGCAUGGGACACCAGCAGCCCACUUACAGUGAGGAAUCAUCUUGGGAGAUGACAGAUGGAGACAUCAGGAGGAUCAGAGCCUGCCAGCCUGCAUCCUAAAUACGCCAUGGAGGAGGAGUUCAGCCUCAGCUCACUGGAGAAGCUGGCAGCUGAGCCGGACUAUACGGAUGUAACGCUGCCAGCAGUGGAGCGCGUGCGAGCGCUCAGUAAGAUGGGCUACAACAUUGAGAUCAGUGAGGACAUUGCGCCACGCCGCUAUUUUCGCUCAGGAGUAGAGAUGGAGCGCAUGGCUGCCGUCUACCUGGAGGAGGGCAGUCUAGAAAACGCUUUCGUUCUCUACAACAAGUUUAUCACUUUAUUUGUGGAGAAACUCCCCAGUCAUCGAGACUAUCAGCAGUGCAACGUCCCCGAGAAACAAGUUAUAAUGAAGAAAUUGCAAGAAGUUGCUUUUCCACGCAAGGAUCAACUGAAGAAACUCCUUCAUGAAAAAUACAGCAAAGAGUACAGUGAAUAUAUGAAGAGGCAGAGCCAGGCUGUGCUUCCUGUAGCUGUGUGUCGAGAUCAGUUACAGAGGCUGUCUUUGCUGGAGGAAGAGAAACAGCGCGUGGCACAGUUGAAAAAGAUGCAGCUGGAGUCAGAGCAGUUCCGCUUCUUCGAAGAGCAGCUGCGGCGUCAGGAGCAGGCUAACCGUAAACAGGAUGCCUGCCCUAAAGAACUUGAACAAACGGAUGGCUCGUGCCUGUCACAGACUCCAAAAUACCACCCAAACCUUGACCCCAAUCGCAACAAACAAGCUGCACCUCUCCCCAAACCUGCAGCCACGUUAGCUGCAGUGCAGAAUCAGCAAGUGGAAGGCCUGAGGCGCGUUCUAAUUCCUCGAGACCUGACAUACAGGUUCCUACUGCUGGCUGACCGUAACACCGCCAGAGGCAUUGAGACAUGUGGUGUGCUCUGUGGGAAAUUGACUCACAACGAGUUCGUGCUCACCCAUGUGAUUGUGCCCAAACAGUCAUCGGGGCCAGACUACUGUGACAUGGAGAAUGUGGAGGAGCUUUUCAGUUAUCAGGACCAUCAUAACCUACUGACUCUCGGCUGGAUCCAUACACAUCCCACACAGACAGCUUUUCUCUCUAGUGUGGAUCUUCACACACACAGCUCCUAUCAACUGAUGCUGCCCGAGGCCAUUGCCAUUGUCUGCUCACCCAAGCAUAACGAUACCGGCGUGUUCCGCCUCACCGCUGCUGGCAUGAGCGAGGUGGCUGGGUGCAGACUUAAAGGUUUUCACCCUCACAGGAAAGACCCUCCUCUCUUCACCAUCUGUAAGCACGUGGUUGUGAAGGACGCCAAAACGUCAGUGCUGGACCUCAGGUAACAGAAGAAGGAAGGACGUGCUUCAGUAGAAGCUACAGACCCAGGAGUUUUAUUUUUAUCACCGGCUGCUUGAAGGCUUUUUUGUAUUUAUUUAUUUCUUAAACAAAAAAGUACUGUGAAGUGGAUUCUGUGUUGCACAGGUUGCUGUUGGCUUCUUGUAAUGAAGCUGUAAAGCUUUUAAGUGUUUUUUUCCCCCCCUCUGUGUCUGAUUUGUUAGAAUUUUUAACAGCUUGCUUUAGCAUUUGUGCCUGUUUGUUCAGAAGCCAUCUUUAUGGACAGGUUUGUGAUCUGAUCUGAUCUGAUCGCUUGUCAGGUUUUAUAUUAUGGUGUGUCCUGAAGGUGGCAUCGUUUAGCUAUUAAUGCCACAACCAAAAUGUGAACUUCUUACCAGGAUGCAAAGUUCUUUUUAGACAGUUGCCUUAUGUAAAGUGAUGUGAUUCGAUUUUUUUUAUUAUUUCUUGCUAUUUACUCAGAUACUUUCUACCCAAUAUGUAUUUGCAACGUUUGUAUCUUGUCAUUUAUGCCGAAUCGAAUUGUUACAGCUCCAGUGUUUAGUCAAGGGAACUCAAAUUAUAAUCAGUAUGUAUUUUAUAUUAUUGAGUUAAAGACAAAACAACCUUUUCCUGCUAGAGAACUUCUGGUCAGCGAAGGUUAUGUUUGACUUGAAGGAGUGGCAGGUUUUAGGUUACUGACGCAAUUUUAUAAUGUUGACUUAUUUGGCAUUAGUCUAGGUGCUCAGCAGUUAAAAUAAACAGUAAAGCUGAACAGCAUAAAUAUAUCCACAGUUCCUCAGUUUUGCCUCACUUUCUCCUUAACCAAAGGACCUACAGUAAAAUAAGCAAAGAAACCUAAUACGCCUUAUUGGAGGAGCUACUGCUAGAGCUAGAGGCUUGAUAGAACCAGUGAUCUCAGGUAUCAUCCUCUCAUGCUAACAUGCUAACUUAAAUCAAUCAGUGGCUCCUCCUCUGUUUUGCGACUUUCCGUUCCACAGUGGUACAGCAGAAAAUAACUUUCCAAGUUUGUUUCCUCUUUGAUGGUGAGUGAGUCAGCAUGUAGUGGAUUUUGUGUGUGCUGUGGCAUUGUAUUUUUUCCCCCCUUUUUUAGGGCUUUAUAUGGGGUUUCAUAGUUCCUCUUAAACCUUUAGUGCUGUUUUAUUCUGCAACAGGAACUUGCGGGCAAUAUGAUGCAUUGACUGUAUAACGUUUACCCCCUACUGCCAUUUUUUUUUUAAAUAAAAGAAGGAAAAAAUGAG
Messenger RNA from Tachysurus fulvidraco (yellow catfish), 2874 nucleotides. RefSeq names its product STAM binding protein-like 1 (gene stambpl1). Gene Ontology annotation, molecular function: metal-dependent deubiquitinase activity; K63-linked deubiquitinase activity; protein binding. Gene Ontology annotation, cellular component: membrane; endosome. NCBI's taxonomy places the organism in Eukaryota, Metazoa, Chordata, Actinopteri, Siluriformes, Bagridae. The record is from RefSeq and is a predicted model, not a curated record. The transcript is spliced from 11 exons. Bases 307 to 1623 code for a protein of 438 amino acids. Gene Ontology annotation, biological process: protein K63-linked deubiquitination.